UGAAGGAACCUGGAAAAUGUAGUUGUGGCUGUGCAAAAAGUUAGAACUGAUUUGGGUUCAAUUGGUUCUUGAACUAUCCGUUCGUCUCAUUGAUCACCAUGUUCAAACGAGUUGAAAAGAAGCGCAAAAAGCUGGAGGAAGAGGAAGAACUAGGAAUCGACGAAGAUAUGAAGGAGUUCAUGGGGUUUAACGACACCGAUUCGGACGAAUCUGCAUCAGACUCGGACUCUAGCUCUGACGGGCACUCGGAUGCAGAGCAAUUAGGUGAAGAAGAUCUGGAAGAAGCUGAGGACGAGAAUAUAGACGAAAUGGAGGGCGCCAAUGCCAGUGAUGAUGAAGAACCGCCUAUAUCGCUGUCAGAAGCAUUGCGGGACCCCAUCUAUGUCGUAUCGCUCGACCCAUUGGACGUCCGAGCUUGCAUAUUGUGCAAGGGCAAGGUCAUCAAGGGUGCUCAAAUGUCAACAGUCCACAAGGCAUCUACUGCUCAUAAACGGCGGUUCGAGCGUUUCAAGACUUUAUCAGCGAAUGUUGAUCCACAGAGUGAUGCUUGGCAAGUUGCAAGGACGAUACAGAAGGAGGCGUCAAAUCCUACUGGCACUCGGAAUCGCCCUGAUACAGAGGGUGGUAUGUCGAAGCGUGCUCUGAAAAGAUCAGCGAAGCAAGCAUCAAUUAAAGAGAAGCGAAUGCUACACAAUAAGCUUCGUACGAAGGCAAAGGCAAAAAGUGCUGCCAGUAAAGCGUCACAAUCCCAGGAUGCAGCAGGGAAGGAGUCAGCAGCACUCGAGCCGCUUGAAAUUCACGACGUAGAAAAACUCGACGCAUCGCCCCAAAAGCCAUUAGAGCCUCAAAAGAAGAAGCGCAAGGUCCAAAGAGAUCAAAUCGUAACUUCCUCUGCGUCACCAGGAGCUCCAGUACGGUUGCUAGAGAAACCUCUCAGUAAACCGAAGGCGCCUCGUGAAAAAGAAAGGACAAGAGCUAAGGCUACUUGAGUUGGUAGGUAACGUUGAUCAGUCCACAUCGCGAUGAUUCCGGUAGAUAUGCAAUGACAGCUGCGAGAUAAAUAAGUAAAGGAGCAAAGGCACAAGUCCCAGUCAUGAAGGUAUACUGUAGUGCUUUACAACAGCGACUGUAGAACCCUGUCAGUCAUUGUAAUAACCUACAGGCAUUCAUUCAGCAACAAUGGUUGCAGUUCCUUACCAGAAACACGUACCUGGUGAAUAUUCG
Messenger RNA from Suillus paluster, 1224 nucleotides. RefSeq lists its product as uncharacterized. Lineage: Eukaryota; Fungi; Basidiomycota; Agaricomycetes; Boletales; Suillaceae. The transcript is spliced from 3 exons. The coding region runs from base 99 to 989 and encodes 296 amino acids. The record is from RefSeq and is a predicted model, not a curated record.